Molecule: messenger RNA, 576 nt
Organism: Nicotiana tabacum (common tobacco)
Lineage: Eukaryota; Viridiplantae; Streptophyta; Magnoliopsida; Solanales; Solanaceae
Source: RefSeq, a predicted model, not a curated record
AUGGUAGGAGUGACUGAUACUACCAAACACAUUGAAGAGUUGUUAUUAAAAAUGGAUAGUCAAAGCAAAACCGCUGGAGUUCACGGAAGCCCAUUCAUGGAGGCUGGACAAUCUUCAGUUGCAGGGAUGGAUUGGAUUGAUUCAGUUACUCCAAUACUACUACAUACCAAGCCUAAAAGCAUCACAUUCAAAUACGGGUUGGAGAUGUUUCUGGUGGAGGCCAAGGAGGCCCAAGAAGAGGUUACUCAUGAGGUUCUGGAAUUAUUAGGCCAGUACAAGGAAGUAUUCCAAGAGCCUAGGGGAUUACCACCGAGUCAGGAUUGUGAUCACGCAAUCGAACUACUGCCUGGAGCCAAGCUUAUUAACCUUAGGCCAUACCGAUAUUCAUUUGAGCAGAAAAAUGUCAUUGAAGAAAUAAUUGCAAAUAUACUAAAGGCACAAACUGUUACAAAAAGUGUAUCUCAUGUUGCUUCACCAGUGUUACUGCAUAAAGGAGUAACUAAAUUGUUAGGCCUCAAUUACAAAAUUCAGUAUCGCAAAGGAACUGAGAACAUAGCUGCAGAUGCUUUGUCUUGA